This is a messenger RNA of Puccinia triticina, 480 nucleotides long. RefSeq lists its product as uncharacterized. Gene Ontology annotation, molecular function: protein binding. NCBI's taxonomy places the organism in Eukaryota, Fungi, Basidiomycota, Pucciniomycetes, Pucciniales, Pucciniaceae. The coding region runs from base 1 to 480 and encodes 159 amino acids. The transcript has 3 exons. The record is from RefSeq and is a predicted model, not a curated record.
AUGCUCAAGUGGGGCCUCUCCCUCCGGCACGGCUGGGACUGCCAGGUCCACGAGGCCUGCGCCUUCAAGUGGCUCCAGAAGGCCGCUGAGUCCGUCAUUGAAGACCUCAACCAGUCCCGCCAUCUUAACAACAACAACAACCCCUCCGGGAUCCCCGCCUCCCCCUUGAUAAACAGAAAGACGACAUCGCCAAUUCCAAGCUCGUCCUUGCUAUCUACAAGCUCGGCCAAUGCUUCCUGCGCGGCUGAGGGAACAAGAAGGAUAAACAGCUCGUCUGUGAUCAAUUACUUUGAGUUGGCGGCGAAGCUGGGCGACCCGGAUGCCCAACAAGAGCUGGGGCUCUGCAACGCCAACGGCAAGGGCACCAAGAAGGAUCUCAAGCUGGCAGCCAAGUAUUACCCAAUGGCGGCCAACCAGGGUGUGGAGAUGAUGGGCUCGCAGUGGGUCUGGAAAGACAAGGUCUGUCCCUAUUCAACCUGA